Molecule: messenger RNA, 1342 nt
Organism: Gordionus sp. m RMFG-2023
Lineage: Eukaryota; Metazoa; Nematomorpha; Gordioida; Chordodea; Parachordodidae
Exons: 12
Coding region: 11-1342 (443 amino acids)
Source: RefSeq, a predicted model, not a curated record
AAUUUUUUAAAUGAAUAAAUUUUUACCAAUUUUAUUCUCACUUGUUCUAAUUUUCUGGGAAUCCCAUGCUACUGGAAUAGGGAGCAUCAAUUCGACAAACAAAAAAAACAAGAUAAAUUGCAUAGACGUAUUAUCGAAAGGUUGCAAUUUCAAUACAAGCCCUGAAUUAACAAAAAUUCAGAAAUAUGGAAAAUUAAUCGAAACUCUAGAUAUAAAUAAUGUAGGGGAAAAUAAUAAUAAACCAAAUAAACUUUUUGAAAAUGACGCUAAAAUUGCUCUAGAAGGACUCACAAAUUAUUUCCGCUCCUGCAAGGAUAAUGGGGAAAAAACUGAGAAGAAACAAAAAGAAGAUUUGAAAAAAUAUAUGAAAAAAAAUAGGCUUACAUUAUUAGCGUUGGCGACCUCUUCUAAAUUUAAAAAAAUGGAAAUAAAAAUGCGAAUAGCAAAUUUAUUUAGACUUACUGGUUUUUUACCAAUUACUAUCUAUUACAAAAAAAAUGAAAUGGGAAAGAAGAUCGUCACCAGCGUAUAUUAUGCAUCUCAAAUUAGCCACCAAUUGUCUGGAAUUGAUAUGUAUUUUAAACUGGGCGGAAAUGAAACUCGAAGCGAAAAUAUAAAAAGGAUUGCAGAAGAUUAUGGUCAAAUAAUUAUUAAUAUGGUAAACAGUCCCAAAUACGAGAAUAGCUCAUACGAGAAGAUACCCUAUGUGAAUGCUUCUGGAACACUUAAAAUAACUAAUCUUAAACUACUCAUUAAAAAUCUUGCCAAAGACGCUGAUAUAAUAAUGCCCAAAAACACGGACAUAAUGAUCGAAAAGUUAUUUAUUGAACAAUUCAACGAAUUCACUGAGAUAUACUCUAAUUCCAUUGAAGAUCUUAUAGACCUUCAUGAUUUUUUUCUUCUAAUGAUUGUCAAAGAAUUGAAUUUGCUACCAAUAAAAUUAUUCAAAGGAGAUUCUCAACCAAAUUCUAAUGAUAUUCAAAAGAAAUGUCUAGAAUAUUUAAUAUCAUUCAAUGAUAGAAUCUUGUAUCCUUUAAUCCUUUUAAGGAUAAACAAUAGAACGAUAAAUGAGAUCUACACAUUUGCUAAAGAUAUGACAAAUUCAAAUCAAUUGUUAAAAAAUGUGCCUUUUAUUUUUACCUCAGCUGAGUUGGUGCAUUAUUUUGAUUCCUUACGACAAUUUUCAGAAGUAAUCUAUAAACUAGAACCAAAUCAUAAUAAGAAUAUUGUUACAUUAUCUAAAUGGAAUAAAUAUGAAGAAAAAUCGGAUGCCAUGCCUAACAUGAAGAUUGAUUUUCUUUUGAAUCAUAUCGAUUCAGUUGAUACCAAUGAGAAAAAGUAA